AUGAAUUCUUCAAAUCAAGGUGGCAGCGCUUUAGCGUAUAUGCUACAGAAGGGUUCAGCGCGCGUUCCGGCUAUAGUAAAACGAACCAGAGAUUCAAUGGAUGGGUUCUACGCCACAUCGAAUUUCACCGCACCGCAGAAGGUGAUGAUGAAUAAUCAGUUCCCAUCAAUCGCCGGCGAUGGUGUCAGCAACUUUUUUAGUCAAGUCCAGAAUUACCAGUUGGACAUCGAUAGCAUCUUAUCUCAACAUACAAAGAAGAUAAAAAUAGAAUUGGAAAGGAGCCAAAACCAUCAUGCCAGAAUGGUUGUAGCAGCAAUAAGAGAAGGUGUAAUGAAGAAACUGAACGAAAAGGAUGAACAUAUUCAGAGAAUGGACAGGUUCAACUCAGUUCUUCAAGAAAGAUUGAAAUGUUUGUUUGUCGAAAAUCAAAUGUACAAAAACUUGGCAGAGACAAAUGAGGCAAUGGCCAAUUCUUUGCGUGCCCACAUGGAAGAAAUCCUAAGGAAUGUUAACAAGCAGCCUCCCUCAGACGGCGAUGGUGGCCGAAGGGCCGUGGUAGAGGAUGCCGAGUCGUGUUGCGGCAGUAACGCGUGCGAGAGGGAGAGGAAAUUGGCGGAGAAAGAAAGCAAGAUGUGCAACAAGUGCAGGAAAAAGGAGUCGUGUGUGUUGUUGCUACCGUGCCGACACCUCUGCCUGUGUGAGGUGUGCGGCGGUGGUUCCAAUCAACUAAAAGAGUGCCUAGUAUGCAACACUUAUACGAGUGCAACAUUGCAUGUUAACAUGUCGUUUUAA
Fraxinus pennsylvanica is the source of this 792-nucleotide messenger RNA. The record is from the annotation of a GenBank genome assembly. NCBI's taxonomy places the organism in Eukaryota, Viridiplantae, Streptophyta, Magnoliopsida, Lamiales, Oleaceae.